AUGCAAGUCAGAACGGUUAAUGAAAAAACACCUCUCGGGAUGUUUCGAGCACUUCCACGAGAAUUGCUGUUUAGCCUUUUUGAUUGGAUAUGUGCUAACCAAUUACUAUCCCUUAGUUUAACAUCGAGCACCUUUAACGGCGAAGUUCGACGCUAUUUGUUGACGGAGAAUGCGCGUCGAAGAUUUUUGAUUGAAACUAUAGCAUAUAUGGGAGAUGAUGUCAUUGAAAUGGACCCGUUUUAUACAUGGGGUAUGCUGUUAAAGGCGAGCACGAUUGUUAUGGAUCCUCAGAGUCGCCGUUCAUUUUUAAUUUGCUUCUACUGCAAGAAUGAAAACAUCACAAAUUGGUUUGGUUGGGGUCGAUGUUUCAUGGCGUUUUGCGAAAAGUGGGAUUUUCGCGAAUGUGAACGGCUAAUGAGCAUGAUUCUCUAUUCCACUGAAUCGGAUCUACUGUUGUCCAAAAUUUUGUCUGAAGAAGUUGGAAAGUAUCCAUUAUUAGAAAUAAAGGUUCGACAACGUCUUCAAAGUUUGUUUUUGGAACACACAACAAAAGAUGAAAGGGAUUAUGGAUUCUGGAUUUCUGCCAUUUUACGCACCCAAGAAACAACAGAACUUCAAGGAAAAUUGUUUAUGAUUAUGUUCGGACCGAUAAAAAUUACUCUAAGCAGAAUUGAGACUAUCGAUUGGGAAGUGUUAUGUAACGAAACUAUUAAUGUGCAGCACAUAUGUACAAAAUUACUAGGCUCGAUAGCGCGCGGCAUUCAUCACCUGAUGACCACUUCAAAUCUUGGGUGCUAUGCGUGGACUGAUAACCAACUUUCCAUUUUAAUGGAGGAAAUAUCGAUGGUUCCUAACAGAUGGGCACUUCACAAUUUUGCUGCGUUACUUGCUCUCAAUCCACAAAUUAUUCACAUAGCUUUAUUCAAGCGACUAUCAGAAGGACGAAUAGAUGAAGCAGCGCAUAUUUUCCAUGCUGUCAAGACUAUUCUACAUCGAUGGGGUAUUUUCGUUAGCGGAGCCGUAUCUGAUGUAAUGCUCAAAACAUUUCGAUCUAUGUCAGAGAUUAAUCGCCGAUCGUUCUUAUCUUCAGUACUGAAGAUAGAAUCGUACCAGCUUAGCGGAUUACUUCUUAACAUACCGUGGGUAGCAAGAUUGAUGCGAAGGAAAACUUGUGAAAUCUGUCAACGAGCCAAGAAUCGACAUAAAACGAGGAAAAAAACUGGAAUUUUUUGGCACAGCAGUCGUGGUUUAAAUCGUAUAGAUUGGAGAUACAGGACUACUAGAAAAUUAUUCCAGAAAUCAUCGGCAAUGUUGGUAAUGCGUAACAACAGACAUGGAACUAAUGAAGUUGAUAAGCAUGAAGGAUCUAAAAUUACCAACAUUGUAAUGCGUAACAACAAACAUGGAACUAAUGAAAUUGAUAAACAGGAAGAACCUAGAUUUAAUCCUAAUCCUAGAUUGCAAGCCCUCAUAGAAUUAUUUAAAAAAGAGGAUGAGUUAGAAGAAGUGCAUUCUCCAAAUAAGAGUGCAACUAUUCUGUCAGAAUUCGUGAAUGAUGUUGAAGCUGUUGAUGAUUCACUUCAGCCAUCUACUUCGACUUAUGUUAUGAAUCAAAUAUCAGAAGCAAUUCCAGUCGCCCAAUCCAAAUCAGCAGAAAAACCUAGCUUAGCACAUUUCAAGUUUAGUGCUUGUUUCGACUAUUAUUUAUCAACUAGACUUAUGUGA
Brugia malayi is the source of this 1725-nucleotide messenger RNA. It is a transcript of the gene Bma-prom-1.1, whose product is annotated as F-box domain containing protein. Bases 1 to 1725 code for a protein of 574 amino acids. The record is from RefSeq and is a predicted model, not a curated record. The transcript has 12 exons. NCBI's taxonomy places the organism in Eukaryota, Metazoa, Nematoda, Chromadorea, Rhabditida, Onchocercidae.